AUGGCGAACCGCAUGUCCAUGUACUCGAUGGCCUCGGAGUCCGGCUUGGGGGGCUCUCGGGGCGGCCAGCAGCCGUCCCAGGUCUCGACGACGACCCUGCUGAACUCGAUCCAUAACAUUUACCUUUCCUCCCAGCCAUACCAGCUCGACGCGGGCACCAGCCUCGUCGUCAACACGUGGUUGACAGCCUCACAGCCGAGCCCGACGGGUCUUGUCGGCGGAACAAUAGAUGGUGACUUGGUGACACGAGCGUGGGAACACGCCCGUCGUCGUGCCGAGGAUGGCUGCAUCAUCUUCGGAAUACAGAUCUGUGUUCCAUUCUUGUACUCCGUGCUAACGGUUGUGAUCAGCUCGCUGCACACCUCCACUCCUUCGUUGCUACGACCUGCCCUUUCCUCGCUUCCUGUCGCCGUCCCGAGCUCGAUCCUCCAGUCGCUGCAGGCCAUCGAGCCCUUCCUCCGAUGUGUAACACCAUACAACCCCUCGACCCCCCGACAGGUUGCCCUCGGCGUUACUUUGACGCUUAACCUCACCGGCAAGAUCGUCGGCGGUUCCGUGGCUCUCUCGCAAGGAGGAAUUGACACGGACAAGGGCUUGCUGCGCAUCCCGACCGAGCCUGGCAACCGAGCCUUCGACGUCUUUUACUACCUCCUCACCUCGGCCUCCACACCGGCCGAACGUGAAUUCCUCGGCCUUAAGGGCGCCUCGAGCUAUAACUUGCUAGCGCGCUCUGGCACCUACGAUCCCCCGUCCUACCUACCCACCGCUGAUGACGGCGCAGCGGCGGACGACUUCCGCACCGCCCUCAAGGAGAUCGGCAUCAAGGGAUCUGCCCACCGCAACUUUAUCUCCACUCUCGCUGGUCUGCUCAAACUUGGCAAUACCAUCGACUAUAAUGUGGACGAGGAUGUCCUUGAUGAGGUUAGCGAGGAUGUUGGUGGCCUCCUCGGCUUGGAGCCGGAGGUCCUCGCCAGGCAGUGCACCACAGAUGAUCGUGCUACACUCCUCGGGGGACUGUAUGAGGCACUGGUAGACUGGGUGAUUGCCAAGGCCAACGAGGCCAUUGCCGCCCAAAUGGCCCGCAUUAAGGACGGAGAGGAAUCGGCCGACGGCAGCCAAACUGGCCGGACCCCUAACUCGGUUGAGGACAAUGGCGAUACCGUGUGCCUGCACUUCCUCGAGCUUCCUGAUCCCAACCUCGGCAAGGCCGUUGCCAUGCGGGGUAUUUUUGAUGAUAACCAGGGCAUCAAUUCCGAGAUGAAACAGGAUGGUGUCGAGGUGGCUGCGGUUGGCAGCACUGUUCUGCGGGAGAUGCAGACUGCCGUCGCGGAGGCCGGCCCCGAACUGGGCAUCAUGGUGGGGUCGCUUGGUAGGGAGCGGCAACACAUGCUCGAGAAGCGGGAAGAGGUCUUGGAGAAGGUGGCGCUUUCGUCCGAGGACGACGGGUUUUUGAAGCAGCUCUUGAUUCCCGUAGCUGCUGAGGGCAUCAACCUUGGUCGCAGCGGGCGUAUCGAUUUGCCUGCCCUGCUCAGCACCAGCCGCGCCUGGUACCACCUCUGCAUCCACCCCACGGAUGAGUCGCCAGCUAGCCUGGCUGCUCUGCCCUCCGUCAACUCGGCGUGGUCGGCUGGCACCGUGUCUAGACAACUGCGGGCCUGGCGGUUGCCCGAGUGGGCCAAUCGGCGCAGCAAGCAGCUCGACUACACUGUGGACUUUGACUUCGAGGAGUUUGUGUCCCGGUAUCGCAUGCUUGGCUGCAUGGACGGCCGAGAUGGCAUCGAGAGCUGGAUCCUGGAGCGGGGUUGGGCCAAUGGAGAGGUUGUGCUUGGCCGUGAGCGUAUCUGGAUGAGGGAGAAUGCUUGGUGGGAGGCUGAAGCUGCCCUUGAUCUCCAGCCUGGCGAUGCGGAGCGGCUUGGGAGCAUGCCUAACCUUGGUCCUCCGACUGGCCUCGGGACUGGCUACUCGGCUACCGGGAGUGGCUUCUUCCCUCCUCAGCCUUUCCAGGACAUUUCCUCGAACGGCAGCCGUGAGCAGCUUGUUCAUCAAAGGAACAUGAGCCAGGCGACCCUCGCGGCGGCCGCUGGCCAGCGCAUUGGCACUGGGGCUACCCCGUCCAUUGCCCCGACUGCCAUGACCGGCAUGCGCAAUGUCGCCGCCGGCGACUAUGGCCUCGGCAGUAAAGGCGACACCCACAAGGGCGAUGUCUACUACAACGAGGAUGGCCAGUUCGUCGGCCUUGAGAGCGACCUUGCUGCUGGCAAAAAGCUCGAGGAGCAGCCCAUUUCCCCUGGCCGCAGGGCGUGGGUUAUCAUCGUCUGGAUUUUCACUUUCUGGAUUCCCUCCCCCCUCCUCCGGUAUGUCGGUCGUAUGAAGCGGCCCGAUGUGCGGAUGGCGUGGCGAGAGAAGGUGGUGCUCUGUUUCUUCAUUAUCAUCUUGAACGGUAUCAUUGUGUUUUGGAUUAUCUUCUUCGGUAAACUGCUCUGCCCCAACUACGACAAAGCCUGGCUGCGGAACGAAGUCAAGAACCACCAGGGCGCGGAUGAUUUCUGGGUCAGUGUCCACGGCAAGGUUUACGACAUCUCCAAAUUCUGGAAGCUGGACCACGGUACGGACGCGUACCCAACCACGCGCGAAUACAUGGAACCUCUGGGCGGCCUUGACAUGGACAACUACUUCAUCGUGCCCCUCACUCUCGCAUGCCCCGGCUUGGUGACAGACAAGACGGUCCAGCUCAAUCUCAACAACAGCGACUCGCAGGAGUGGCAGCUGGCCAUCCACGACUCGGGCUACUACGCCAGGGACCCCACCGGGGAAAUGGGGAAAGAAAACUGGUACAGCCAAAAGUUCUUGCCCCGCAUGAAGGAGUACAUCACCGGCGAUCUCGUCUGGAAACCCAGCCAGAUCUGGGACGAGGGCAACAACAAUCAACGCCCGUGGUUCCUCUACGAGAACAAGGUCUUUGAUCUGACCGACUACAUGCACACGCUGAGGGUCCAACGCAAUAAUCCCCGCUGGACCUUCCUCAACGCCAAAAUGGUCAAUCUCGUCAAAAACAACCCGGGCCAGGAUCUUACCGAUCAGAUAAACGACAUGAUCCGGAAUGCCAACGCCACCGAGACCGUCAACAUGAAGAACACGAUGAACUGCCUCAACAACCGGUUCUACCUCGGCAUCACAGACUACCGCGAUUCCGCCAGGUGCCAGGUGAACACGUGGAUCCUCAUUGCCUUCACGGCGAUUCUCUGCUCCGUCAUUCUCAUCAAGUUCGUGUCCGCUCUGCAGUUUGGCUCCAAGCGACGCCCAUCGCCUCAAGACAAGUUCGUCAUCUGCCAGGUGCCCGCGUAUACCGAAGGCGAAGACUCGCUGCGGAAGGCGCUCGACUCCCUCACGGCCCUGCAGUACGACAACAAGCGCAAGCUGAUCUGCGUCAUCUGCGAUGGUAUCAUUGUCGGUGCCGGGAACGACCGUCCCACGCCCAAGAUUGUCUUGGAUAUUCUCGGUGUUGACCCCAAGGUCGACCCGCCUGCCCUGGCGUUCAAGUCGGUUGGUGCCGGCGGCGACCAGCUCAACUACGGCAAGGUGUACUCUGGCCUGUACGAGUACGAAGGUAACGUCGUUCCGUAUCUCGUGGUCGUGAAGGUGGGCAGGGAGGCAGAGCGCGAGAAGGCCAAGCCUGGCAAUCGCGGCAAGCGUGACUCGCAGAUUCUGCUCAUGAGCUUCCUCAACCGUGUCCAUCACCGCGCGCCGAUGAACCCGCUCGAGCUGGAGAUGUUCCACCAGAUCAACAACAUCAUUGGCGUGGAUCCCGAGCUGUACGAGUACCUUUUGAUGGUUGAUGCCGAUACCUGUGUCCGCGAGGAUUCGCUCAACCGCCUUGUUGCUGCGUGCGCCAACGAUGCCAAGAUUGCCGGUAUUUGCGGCGAGACGAGCUUGCAGAAUGAGGAACGUUCGUGGUGGACUAUGAUCCAGGUUUACGAAUACUACAUUUCGCAUCAUCUCGCCAAGGCCUUCGAAUCUCUGUUUGGCAGCGUCACUUGCUUGCCAGGAUGUUUCUCCAUGUACCGUCUGCGAACUGCGGACAAGGGCCGGCCUCUCAUCAUCUCGGACGACGUGAUCCGCGACUACAGCGACUGCAACGUGGACACGCUUCACAAAAAGAACCUGUUGUCGCUGGGUGAAGAUCGUUACCUGACCACGCUGAUGACACGGUACUUCCCGUACAUGUCGUACAAGUUCAUCCCGGAUGCCUACUGCCAGACCGCUGCGCCCGAGAAGUGGAGUGUCUUGCUCUCCCAGCGUCGUCGUUGGAUCAACUCGACCAUCCACAACCUGGUUGAGCUGAUGUUCCUGCCUGAGAUGUGCGGCUUCUGCUGCUUCUCCAUGCGCUUCAUCGUGUUCAUUGAUCUCUUCGGUACCAUCAUUCUGCCGGCAACGUGCGUUUACCUCGGCUGGCUCAUCUACACGGUCGCUACCCGCACCGGCCCGUUCCCCCUGAUUUCCAUCAUCAUGUUGGCCGCUGUCUACGGCCUGCAGGCGCUCAUCUUCAUUCUCAAGCGCCAGUGGCAGCACGUUGGCUGGAUGAUCAUCUACAUCAUCGCCUUCCCGGUCUACUCCUUCGUCUUGCCCAUUUACUCGUUCUGGAACCAGGACAACUUCUCGUGGGGUAACACGCGUAUCGUUAUUGGCGAGUCGGGCAAGAAGCAGGUGGUGGCCGUCGACGACGAGGGCUUCGAUCCCCGUGCCGUGCCCCUCCAGCGCUGGGAUGACUACGCUCUCGUCAACAAUCUUCCCGGACGUCGCGGUGGACACCCGGAGAAGGCCGGCAUGGAGGGCGGCAUGGGCAUGUACGACGAGAACUACGAGAUGGAUGAUAUGAAGUCCGUUUACUCCUCGGUCCGUCAGCCCUCGGUCCUGAACCUCCCUGGGCGUGGCGUUAGCGCCUACAUGCCUCCUACUCCUGGUACCCCUGGCACCCCGUUCACUCCGAUGACCCGCGCCAGCACUCUUAUGGGGACCACCCCGUACACCGACAACCCGAACGCCGCCGCCGCCCUGGCCCAUCGCCAGAGCAUGAUGUCGAUGGGCGGCGCGGGCAUGGACCAGCGUCGCUCGCACAGCCCCUAUGUGGACGUCCCACGAAGCAACAGUGCGGCUAACAUUCGCGGCAUGAGCGCUACGCCACCGACUCUCGGCGUGGUCGGUAACAACAACCGGAUGUCGACAAUGUCGGCGACGCCAAGCCGGUUGGGCUUGCACUCGGACCUGAGCACGGGCUCGUUCGGCGUGGGUGGCUUCGGUGGCGGUGCGAUGGUGGAUGACGGCUCGAUUAUUGAGGCCAUUCAGGCGGUGCUAAGGGAGGUGGACUUGGACACGGUCACCAAGAAGCAGGUGCGGGCGCUGGUGGAGCAGAGGUUGCAGACGGAGCUUACGGGGGAGAGGAGGACGUUUAUGGAUCGGCAGAUUGAUAAUGAGUUGGCGAAUAUGUGA
Molecule: messenger RNA, 5487 nt
Organism: Dichotomopilus funicola
Lineage: Eukaryota; Fungi; Ascomycota; Sordariomycetes; Sordariales; Chaetomiaceae
Product: glycosyltransferase
Exons: 3
Coding region: 1-5487 (1828 amino acids)
Cellular component (GO): cell septum; cell periphery; myosin complex
Molecular function (GO): ATP binding; cytoskeletal motor activity; chitin synthase activity
Source: RefSeq, a predicted model, not a curated record